UAUACCUUAAUAUCACUACACAGUAAUGUAUUAAACUAAUUUCAUUGUAGAUCAGUGACAUUUAUAUUCUGUGAUAGAUGCCUAACCUAUUUCAUGAAUAAAGUUUGUAAACGAAAUAAAAAUGGGGGAUCAAGCAAAUAAUAUGCCUCCUCCUAUGAAUCAAAUGAUGAUACCCCCUUUUGGGCCGCCUGGUACUCAGGGUUGGACUGGGGACGAUUUUGAACGACCACCUCCAAUGGGUCCUCCGCCAAUGGGUCCACCACCUAUGGGACCACCUCCUGUAGGAGACAAACAACUUCCUUCUUUACUUAGUCUCAAAGUAGAUCCUCCAGAGCAGCUUUCGGAACAAACCGGAGAAGUUGUAUUACCACAAGUACUUGAAGAAGUUUUGGCUCUAAAGAGUCAGAGAGCAAUGGAGUUAGGAACAGACGAUUCAGGAUCUGGAGCCCCUACUUUGGGAGAUCCUGCCCAAGUAGAAACUUCUAAGUCUGCUCCUGUAGAAAUUGAAACAGUUUGGGACAAAGAAGAUGUUAUUGAAGAGAAUAAUGAAAAAAGCGAUUCAAAGUCGAACAAAGAGAAUAAAACCAAUAAAAACAAAAAGAAAAAAAAGAAGAAGAGGAAAACCAAGACACAAACAAUAGAAAAGGAUAAAAAACUAGAAAAUGGUGACAAAACUGUUGAGGAGUUGACUGACCAGAAUGAAGAAGUCGAGGUUGAGUAUGUUCAAGAAACAAUAGGUUUACACGAACUAGCACCACAAUAUCGCCAGUUUUAUCAUAUCUUAGAAUCUUUCAAAAUAAGUGAACAGAAGUCUGAUCUUCCACCCCCGACUCUGGCAACUCCUACAUUCUUAUCUAGUAAAGCAGGACUCAUAACACCCAGUGAUCAGUUUCAAGAAGAUGGAGAAGACGGAGAUGAUAAAAAACCUGAGGAUAAGUCCAAGCUAUCCAAACGUAAGUUGAAAAAGAUGACUCGUCUUAGUGUCGCUGAGCUAAAACAAUUGGUUAAUAGACCAGACGUUGUUGAAAUGCAUGAUGUUACUGCAAGGGAUCCAAAAUUGCUUGUUCAGUUGAAAGCUCAUCGGAAUACAGUACAGGUUCCUCGUCAUUGGUGUUUCAAACGAAAAUAUUUACAAGGAAAAAGGGGUAUAGAAAAACCUCCAUUCAAUUUACCAGAUUUCAUUAAACGUACAGGUAUUAUGGAAAUGAGAGCAUCGCUUCAAGAUAAAGAUGAAUCGAAAACAUUGAAAGCUAAAAUGAGGGAAAGAGCAAGACCAAAGUUGGGAAAAAUUGAUAUCGAUUACCAAAAGUUACACGAUGCCUUCUUCAAAUGGCAAACAAAACCUAAAAUGACUAUUCAUGGGGAUCUUUACUAUGAAGGUAAAGAAUUUGAGACUAGGUUGAAAGAGAAAAAGCCAGGAGACUUGUCCGAAGAACUUAGGACAGCUCUCGGUAUGCCGGUUGGACCUAAUGCUAACAAAGUUCCUCCCCCAUGGCUCAUUGCCAUGCAGCGUUAUGGCCCCCCUCCUAGUUAUCCUAACUUGAAAAUUCCUGGUCUUAAUGCCCCCAUACCAGAUGGAUGUUCAUUCGGUUACCAUGCCGGUGGUUGGGGUAAACCUCCAGUUGAUGAAAACGGUAAACCUUUAUAUGGUGAUGUGUUCGGUACAAAUGCAAGCCACAUCGAUGAUAUUGGAGAUGAUCCUACCGUUGAUAGGACGUUGUGGGGUGAAUUGGAAUCUGAAUCUGAAGAAGAGAGUGAAGAAGAAGAGGAGGAGGAAGAAAAGGACACUAUACCAGAUGAAUCUGGCCUGGUUACUCCAGCCGAAGGUUUGGUUACGCCAAGUGGUCUUACCAGCAUUCCUGCGGGUAUGGAGACGCCGGAAGCUAUAGAACUUAGGAAAAAGAAGAUUGAAAACGAAAUGGAUGGAUCGGAAACUCCAGUUCUGUAUCACAUCAUUCCAGAAAAACGUAAUGAACGCAUAGGUAACUCUAUGAUGGCUAGCACACAUGUCUAUGAUAUGGCCGCAGUUGCACAACCUGCUCAGGGAGGCGGUAGACGUACAGAUAAAGAAGGAAUGGUGGAGUUGGCUCUUGAUCCUUCGGAGUUAGACUUAGAUAGUGAUGCUAUGGCUGUACGUUAUGAACAACAAAUGAGAGAAAACCAGUCCCAGCUGCAGAAAGAAGAUCUCAGCGAUAUGUUGGCUGAGCAUGUGGCUAAACAAAAGAAUAAACGUAAGAGACAACAGCAACAGGACACAAAACAAACGAAGAAGUAUAAGGAAUUCAAAUUUUAAUAUUUAUGGUGUUUUUCUAUUAGGAUAUUUAAGAACCCUUACUAUGUAAUAUAGUGAUUAAAUAAGUUUUACAAUUAUUCAAAAGAACAAUUAUUUUUCAAUGUACAAAAUGGAAUUUUCUUGUAAUAGAAAUAUAGCUUACAGAACCA
Molecule: messenger RNA, 2442 nt
Organism: Harmonia axyridis
Lineage: Eukaryota; Metazoa; Arthropoda; Insecta; Coleoptera; Coccinellidae
Gene: Sf3b2
Product: splicing factor 3B subunit 2
Exons: 9
Coding region: 122-2293 (723 amino acids)
Biological process (GO): mRNA splicing, via spliceosome
Cellular component (GO): U12-type spliceosomal complex; precatalytic spliceosome; U2 snRNP
Source: RefSeq, a predicted model, not a curated record